GGAGUGGGUAUAAUAGAGUGUUGUACUAUACACGAGAGGGAGCAGAAGAUUUUUCAGUAUUUGGGGAAUCACACGGAAUUACUACAGGGGAGCGUUCGCCCUUCAUGAAUCUCAGGUCCUCCUUGUAAUGCUACCCAUCACACCCCCCUCCCUCGCUUCUAUUCCAUUCCCUUUUCAACUAAAGCAUUCGAUUUCCCUCCUGCCUGCAGAUCGUGACCGUAUUGGAUGAGGGAUGCGCCGCUGUGCUCCAAGAGCGACUACCCGCUGCCGUGCAUGUGUUAACGUUUGACUGAUCUAUCUAUGUAUGGGAUUCUUCACUCUCUGUGGGGAGACAAGGAGCUGAUAGCGUCCUGAGAGGGAAAACGUUAAAAGUUGGAGGUAUUAACUGAUUAAUGGACAGAAAAAAGGUCACUAGUAACUACUCUUUCUUGUCCCGUGGAUGAUUUUUUCCCAAUCCCGCGCUAAAGGCGCGUCGAUCACGUCGCGCAACAACCAGCUGUCCUGGAGCCCGCUGGAGUGAAUAUGUGCUCCGUGCACGCGAGAGAUAGCGCAGCGCGCGGACACCUGCAGUAAAUGUAGCGGGAAUUCCCCUCGUAAACCGUCCGGAGAAGAACUUCAGAGAGGUGCAGACCUGUCAAUCACCCUCAUCAGCGUCCAGUCAAAGCCAGGAGAAAAGGAGAGGGCAGGGCAUGGACUGGCUUGGCCGUUGCUAUGCAUGAGCGAGUGCCAUGGUGUCCAUGGAGACCAAGGGCUAUACUGACCUCCUGGAGACCAGCGAUGGGCAGGGGUCGGGACUUUUGGAGAGAGGGGACGUGUCGGGGACUGAGGAGGGCUGGAGCGUCCCCUUACCCCUGGGCUUCCAGGUGUCCCUCACCACCGUGCUGAUGCUGGAGCUGGUGCUCGGCUUCAGCAGCAACCUGACCGUGCUGGUGCUCUACUGCGCCCAGUCCAACCUGGUUGAUUCAGUCAGCAACAUGGUUACAGUCAGCUUGCACGUGCUGGACAUCCUGGUGUGUGUGCUGUGUCUGCCGCUGACCGUGGCGAUCAUCCUGCUCCCAGUGGACGGUAGUGGCGGGGGCAGCCUGGCUACGCUGUGCUGCUUCCAUGAGGCCUGCGUAACCUUCACCAGUGUGGCCACGGCCAUCAAUGUGCUGGUCAUCAGCCUGGACCGCUAUGACAUCACCGUCCGCCCAGCCACGCGGCUGCUGACUCCGCGACGUGCUGCACUCCUCCUGGCUGCCGUUUGGGCCAUAUCACUGGCCGUCUUCUUCCUGCCCUUCCUGGAGGGGGACUUCUUCUCAAUAGGGUCUGACGCGGAGGACAGCGAGAGUGGAGGAGGGUUGGAGAUGAACAUGGGGGAUCUGAUACCUGAGUCUGAUUCUGAAGCCCCUACUAGACUGACCCCCACUGGGCAAAACCACACUGGGCUAACCGUCACUCCCUCCACCCCCUCUACUCCAUACUACUCCCACCCCCUGCCGCCAUUGAGGCAGAACCGAACACUGCUAUGUGUGGGUGGGCAGGGCUACCACACGGGCCUGGCCAUGUACUACCACCUCCUCCUGCAGGUGCCCUGCUUCUUCAUCUCCGUGGUCGUCAUGUUGUUCACAUACUCCCGCAUCCUGCAGGCCCUCAACAUCCGCAUCGGCACCCACAUCAAGAGGGGCCCACGGGCCUCCAAUAAGGACUCAGGCUGCAGGAUCCGCAGGCGGAGACGAAGGAGGAAGGGGCUGAGUCUGGCCAUAGAGGGGAGAGGUUCCUCCAGCCAGAACCAACGCCUCACCCACCCGCCCCUCAUCCCAUCCCCCAGCUCCCUCCCGCCCCUCUCCUCCAUGCCCCUGGUUACCUCUGACAGUGGGGCCACGGGGGUCACCAACACCGCCGCCACCACCCCCAGCGCCACCACCCCAGCGACUCCUAACCCCACUGACGGCAUCUCCCCCCCACCAGCGGCGGCGGCAGACCGCCCAGGUGUCCAGGCUUCUGUGUCAGCCAUCAUCGCCCUAAGGAGGGCCGUGAGGCGCCACCGGGACCGGCGGGAGCGCCAGCGGAGAGUCUUCAAGAUGUCCCUGAUCAUCAUCUCUUCUUUCCUGGGCUGCUGGGCUCCUCUGUCCAUGGUGAACGUGUUGAUACUGUGUCUGGGCCCCAGCGAUGGCCUGGUACGUGUGAGGCUCUGCUUCCUGGCCAUGGCAUACGGCACCACCAUCUUCCACCCGCUACUCUAUGCCUUCACCAGGCAGAAGCUGCGUAAAGCGCUGAAGACCCAUGUCAAGAAGAGGGUGGUGUCCCUGCUGCAGGUGGACCCGGCGCCCAACGGGGGAACUGUUAUUCACAACUCCUGGGUGCAGGGGGGUGGACAGAGGAAGGGACGCAAGCCCCGACUGGAGGGCAGUGACGCCACCAGUAACUGCCUAACAGUGGCUGUGAGAGAAUGAGGGGCCGUGCAGCUGUGUGUGUGCGUGCGUGUGCAAGCGAGCGUGCAUGUGUAUCUGGGUGUACAGUAUGUGAUAGUUGACAAAGGUCACACGACAUCAUCAGCACCUCCCUCCAUCCAGAUGUGUGAUGAUGGCAGGUGGACCCAGAGCUCUAAUUAAGAUCAGACCUACUCUGUGAUCUAUGUACACAGCUCAUUAGUCCCCCAGUUAACGACAAGAUGGCCACUCCUAAUCCAUGGCAAUGCCAAGCUACAAAGCAAUAUGUGACAUCACCUGCGUUGCCGCAACAUUAGUUACUGUAGAUAUACAUCCCAGUAUAGGUACAGAGCAAAAAUCUCCACACACAUUGAUCAACCUGUUGUCAUUCACGGAACAAGUCAACACAAUAUCUACCUGCACACAGAUCUCAAUGAGAGUCAAUAUCCAGUAACAGUUUAUCAUUUGAUUAGUCAUGCAUUAAAGGAAAAGUUUUUUUUUUUACAACCUUUUUUUACAACCUAUUUUUUAUGUACUGUAAAUGGCAUGUUAUACAAAGGUCCUGACACCUUUUUUGUGAUUUCAUGUUUUUUUAUUUUUUUUUACUUACCCCAAACAGCAAAUUGCUUCCUCAUCCUCAUUGUGUAGUAUGAGGGCCCCGAAGAAAAUAUGAACAAAGGCUCCAAAAACACCCAAAUAAAAUAAAACGUUAUUUGUUGCAUACACAUAUUUAGCAGAUGUUAUUGCGGUUGUAGCAAAAUGCUUUUGUUCCUAGCUCCAACAGCGCAAUAAUAUAUAACAAUACACAAAAAUGCUAAUGAAUCUAAAAAGUAAAAGAAUGAAAUUAAGAACUAUAGAAAUAUUAGGACGAGCAAUGUCGGAGUCCAGAGUGUGUGUGUGUGUGUGUUUAUAUAUAUAUAUAUAUAUAUAUAUAUAUAUAAAGUCGGAAGUUUACAUACACCUUAGCCAAAUACAUUUAAACUCUGUUUUUCACAAUUCCUGACAUUUAAUCCUAGUAAAAAUUCCCUGUCUUAGGUCAGUUAAGAUCACCACUUUAUUUUAAGAAUGUGAAAUGUCAGAAUAAUAGUAGAGAGAAUGAUUUAUUUCAGCUUUUAUUUCUUUCAUCACAUUCCCAGUGGGUCAGAAGUUUACAUACACUCAAUUAGUAUUUGGUAGCAUUGCCUUUAAAUUGUUUAACUUGGGUCAAACGUUUCGGGUAGCCUUCCAUAAGCUUCCCACAAUAAGUUGGGUGAAUUUUGGCCCAUUCCUCCUGACAGAGCUGGUUUAACUGAAUCAGGUUUGUAGGCCUCCUUGCUCGCACAUGCUUUUCAGUUCUGGCCACAAAUUUUAUAUAGAACAAACCACCAGGGCUUUGUGAUGGCCACUCCAAUACCUUGACUUUGUUGUCCUUAAGCCAUUUUGCCACAACUUUGGAAGUAUGCUUGGGGUCAUUGUCCAUUUCGAAGACCCAUUUGUGACCAAGCUUUAACUUCCUGACUGAUGUCUUGAGAUGUUGCUUCAAUAUAUCCACAUACUUUUCCUACCUCGUGAUGCCAUCUAUUUUGUGAAGUGCACCAGUCCCUCCUGCAGCAAAGCACCCCCACAACAUGAUACUGCCACCUUCGUGCUUCGUGGUUGGGAUGGUUUUCUUCGGCUUGCAAGCCUCCCCUUUUUCCUCCAAACAUAACGAUGGUCAUUAUGGCCAAACAGUUCUAUUUUGUUUCAUCAGACCAGAGGACAUUUCUCCAAAAAGUACGAUCUUUGUCCCCAUGUGCAGUUGCAAACCAUAUUCUGGCUUUUUUAUGACGGUUUUGGGGCAGCGGCCCAGGUUAUGUCGAUUUCAGGUUAUGUCGAUAUAAGACUCGUUUUACUGUGGUUAUAGAUCGUUUUGUACCCGUUUCCUCCAGCAUCUUCACAGGGUCCUUUGCUGUUGUCCUGGGAUUGAUUUGCACUUUUCGCACCAAAGUACGUUCAUCUCCAGGAGACAGAACGCGUUUCCUUCCUGAGCGGUAUGAUGGCUGCGUGGUCCCAUGGUGUUUAUACUUGCGUACUAUUGUUUGUACAGAUGAACAUCGUACCUUCAGGCGUUUGAAAAUUGCUCCCAAGAAUGAUCCUUGGCUGAUUUAUUUGGAUUUUCCAUUGAUGAGUCACUGAGUUUGAAGGUAGGCCUUGAAAUACAUCCACAGGUACACCUCCAAUUAACUCAAAUGAUGUCAAUUAGCCUAUCAGAAGCUUCUAAAGCCAUGACAUCAUUUUCUGGAAUUUUCCAAGCUGUUUAAAGGCAUAGUCAACUUAGUGUAUGUAAACUUCUGACCCACUGGAAUUGUGAUACAGUGAAUUAUAAGUGAAAUAAUCUGUCUGCAAACAAUUGUUGGAAAAAUUACUUGUGUCGUGCACACAGUAGAUGUCCUAACCGACUUGCCAAAAUUAUAGUUUGUUAACAAGAAAUUUGUGGAGUGGUUGAAAAACGAGUUUUAAUGACCCCAACGUAAGUUUAUGUAAACUUCCGACUUCAACUUCGUGUAUAUAUAUUAUAUAAAUAGGUUUUUAUAUUGAUUCAUUAUUUACAUAAUUAUUCAGACCCUUCGCUUUGAGACUGGAAAUUGAGCUCCAGUGCAUCCUGUUUCCAUUGAUCAUCCUUGCGAUGUUGCUACAAAUUGAUUGGAAUCCACCUGUGGUAAAUUCUAUUGAUUUGAUAUGAUUUUGAAAGACACACACGUGGCCAAAAGUUUUGAGAAUGACACAAAUAUUAAUAUUCACAAAGUCUGCUGCCUCAGUUUGUAUGAUGGCAAUUUGCAUAUACUCCAGAAUGUUAUGAAGAGUGAUCAGAUGAAUUGCAAUUAAUUGCAAAGUCCCCAAAAAACAUUUCCACUGCAUUUCAGCCCUGCCACAAAAGGACCAGCUGACAUCAUGUCAGUGAUUCUUUCAUUAACACAGGUGUGAGUUGACGAGGACAAGGCUGAAGAUCACUCUGUCAUGCUGAUUGAGUUCAAAUAACAGACUGGAAGCUUCAAAAUGAGGGUGGGGCUUGGAAUCAUUGUUCUUCCUCUUUUAACCAUGGUUACCUGCAAGGAAACACGUGCCGUCAUCAUUGCUUGCACAAAAAGGGCUUCACAGGCAAGGAUAUUGCUGCCAGUAAGAUUGCACCUAAAUCAACCAUUUAUCGGAUCAUCAAUAACUUCAAGGAGAGCAGUUCAAUUGUUGUGAAGAAGGCUUCAGGGCGCCCAAGAAAGUCCAGCAAGCACCAGGGCCAUCUCCUAAAGUUGAUUCAGCUGUGAGAUUGGGGCACCACCAGUACAGAGCUGGCUCAGGAAUGGCAGCAGGCAGGUGUGAGUGCAUCUGCACGCACAGCGAGGCGAAGACUUUUGGAGGAUGGCCUGGUGUCAAGAAGGGCAGCAAAGAAGCCACUUCUCUCCAGGAAAAACAUCAGGGAUAGACUGAUAUUCUGCAAAAGGUACAGGGAUUGGACUGCUGAGGACUGGGGUAAAGUCAUUUUCUCUGAUGAAUCCCCUUUCUGAAAGUUUGGGGCAUCUGGAAAAAAGCUUGUCCAGAGAAGACAAGGUGAGCGCUACCAUCAGUCCUGUGUCAUGCCAACAGUAAAGCAUCCUGAAGCCAUUCAUGUGUGGGGUUGCUUCUCAGCCAAGGGAGUAGGCUCACUCACAAUUUUGCCUAAGAACACAGCCAGGAAUAACGAAUGGUACCAACACAUCCUCCAAGAGCAACUUCUCCCAACCAUCCAGGAACAGUUUGGUGAUGAAUAAUGCCUUUUCCAGCAUGAUGGAGCACCUUGCCAUAAGGCAAAAGUGAUAACUAAGUGGCUCGGGGAACAAAACAUCGAUAUUUUGGGUCCAUGGCCAGGAAACUCCCCAGACCUUAAUCCCAAUGAGAACUUGUGGUCAAUCCUCAAGAGGCGGGUGGACAAACAAAAACCCACAAAUUCUGACAAACUCCAAGCAUUGAUUUUGCAAGAAUGGGCUUCCAUCAGUCAGGAUGUGGCCCAGAAGUUAGGUCUUGAAAAAGAAGGGUCAACACUGCAAAUAUUGACUCUUUGCAUCAACUUCAUGUACUUGUCAAUAAAAGCCUUUGACACUUAUGAAAUGCUUGUAAUUAUACUUCAGUAUUCCAUAGUAACAUCUGACAAAUAUCUAAAGACACUGAGGCAGCAAACUUUGUGAAAAUUAAUAUUUGUGUAAUUCUCAAAACUUUUGGCCACGACUGUAUCUAAGGUCCUACAGUUGACAGUGCAUGUUAGAGCAAAAACCAAGCCAUGAGGUCGAAGGAAGUGUCCGUAGAGCUCCGAGACAGGAUUGUGUAAAGGCACAGACCUGGGGAAGGGUACCAAACAAAUUCUGCAGCAUUGAAUGUCUCCAAGAACUCAGUGGCCUCCAUCAUUCCUGAAUGGAUGUAGAUUGGAACCACCAAGACUCUUCCAGAAUUGGCCGCCCGGCCAAACUGAGCAAUCUGGGGAAAAAGGCCUUGGUCAGGGAGGUGACAAAGAACCCAAUGGUCACUCUGACAGAGCUCUAGAGUUCCUCUGUGGAGAUGGGAGAACCUUCCAGAAGGACCAUUUCUGCUGCACUCCACCGAUCAGGCCUUUAAGCCACUCCUCAGUAAAAGGCACAUGACAGCCAGCUUGGAGUUAAAGACUCUCAGACCGUGAGAACACGAUUCUCUGGUCUGAUGAAACGUCUGGAGGAAACCUGGCACCAUCCCUACGGUGAAGCUUGGUGGUGGCAGCAUCAUGCUAUGGGGAUGUUUUUCAUUUGCAGGGACUGAGAGACUAGUCAGGAUCAAGGGAAAGAUGAACAUAGCAAAGUAUAGUGAGAUCCUUGAUGAAUACAUACUCCAGAGCGCUCAGGAUCUCAGAAUGGGGCGAAGGUUCACCUUCCAACAGGACAUGAACCUAAGCACACAGCCAAGACAACACAGGAGUGGUUUCAGGACAAUACUUUAAAUGUCAUUAAGUGGCCCAGCCAGAGCCUGGACUUGAACCCAAUCGAACAUCUCUGGAGAGGUUUGAAAAUAGCUGUGCAGCAAUACUCCCCAUCCAACCUGACAGAGCUUGAGAGGAUCUGCAGAGAAUAAAUGGGAGAAACUCCCCAAAUACAGGUGUGUCAAGCUUGUAGCAUCAUACCCAAGAAGACUCAAUGCUGUAAUCGCUGCCAGAGGUGCUUCAACAAAGUACUGAGUAAAGAGUCUGAAUACUUAUGUAAGUGUGAUAUGUCAGUUUUUUUAUUUGAAAUAAAUUAGCAAAGAUUACAAAAAAAUUGUUUUUGCUUUGUCAUUAUGGGGUAUUGUGUGUAAGUUGAGGGGUAAAACCAAUUUAAUGAAUUUUAGAAUAAAGCUUUCACGUAACAAAAUGUGAAAAAGGUCAAGGGGUCUGAAUAUUUUCCGAAGGCACUUUAUAUAGAUAGAAUAUGUAGUAUAUAUGAAGAAUAGUAUAUGUACAGCAAUAGUUAAAUAGGAUAGGCCUUGACCAGAAUACAGCAUAUACAUAUGAAGUGGGUAAACAGUAUGUAAACAUUAUUAAAGGGACCAGUGUUAUGUACAUAGGGCAGCAGCCUCUAAGGUGCAUGGUAGAGUAACCGGGUUGUAGCCGGCUAGUGACAGUGACUAAAGUUCAGCAAGCCAAAUUUCUUCAGCUUCCUGAGGUUGAAGAGUUGCUGCUGCUUCUUCUUCACCACACUGUCUGUUUGGGUGGACCAUUUCAGAUUGUCAGUGAUGUGUACAUCCUUUAGAAACUGCAAAGCUCUAAGGAUAGUAAUGCAGGUCUUUAGAUGUUGUACACAUGAAAUUGUGCCAUUCUGAACUUUAUCCGCAAUGUUAUAUUCCCUUUUGCGCGGCAGGAUCUGUUUCCCCUAUCCAGCUGUUUCAUUCUCCUUGUAGCCUGCUGCUACAGGUAACUACCAAAAUAGAGGAAACACCAACAUAAAGUGUCUUAAUAGGGCGUUGGGCCACCACACCGGCCAGAAAAGCUUCAAAGCGCCUUAGCUUAGAUUCUACAAGUGUCUGGAACUUCCUGUGUGAAAGCACCCCAGCUUUCAAUAUGCUUUGUAUCCCUCAUUUACUCAAGUGUUUCCUUUAUUUUGGCAGUUACCUGUAGAAUAGACCGAGAGGUAUCGCUAGAGUUACAACAACAUUGAGUAUAACAUUACAUGUAAAGUUCAGAAUGACACAAUUUCAUGUUUACAACAUCUAAAGACCUGCAUCACUAUACUGAGAGCUUUGCAGUUUCUAAAAGGAUGUAUUUGGGUGUUUUUGGAGCCUUUGUUCAUGUUUUGGGGGGGGGGGGGGCCAUACUACACAAAGAAGAUCAGGAAGUAAUUUGUUGUUUGGGGUAAGUUUCUCAAAACAUGUGAAAUCAUGCCUGCACCCUUCUAUAACAUGCUAUUUAUAUUUUAAAAAAUAGAGAUUUGGUUGUAACAAAAAAAACUCCUUAAUUUCCUUUCUCAAAUGAUUCUGAAUGUUUUACUGUAUGUCUUGUGUUUACAAGAGUGUAGUGUGCGUGUGUGUGGUUCUAUAUAGUUCCAAAUAAGGGUUCUUGGGGUUGUAAACAUAGCGGAUCCUUUUUGGUGCUAUCUAGAAUCCUUUUUUGAAGGUUCUGUAAAGAACCAUGCUUACAGGGUUCUAAAUAGAACCUUUAUGGUGCUAUAAAGAACCAUUUCAUAAGGUUCUACAGUAUAUAGCACCACAAAGAGUUCCGCUAUGGUAACAACCUUUUUGGGGGCUAAUUAGAACCUGUUUUAAAUAACCUUUGUCAAAGGUUCUACAAAGAACCUUUUGAAGAACCAUACAGGGUUUUAUAUUGUGGUUAGUAGCCAUAUGAUAUUGUUACAUUUCCAUAAGUGUUAAUCCACAAAUUGAAUCAGGUGUGCUAGCUCCAGAACAGCUCAGGGUCCUUGAGGAGAAAAAUAAAAACCACUGAUAUAGUCAACAGCUCAUAGCUGACACAAAACCUUAUGUGGGUCUUUCAUAAGACAUCAUUAUUGACCAAUCUUUUUCUCAUAUGCAUUUACAUAAUACAACAGAUUAGAUCAACUGGGAUAGCACUCUCAAUCAUGGUUGCACAAAAAGAGCUGUGCGCAAACCACACCCUAAAUAUAUUCCAAUGAGCCGCUGCCCCUACAUUUGAAUGAUCACUAAAAGAUGAAAGAACGAUUUUCUUAACUGCAAAAAACCAUUGAAGGGCUCAAAGGGUUCAUUGAGUCAUUAUGGUUCCACAUAGAACCAUAACCCUUACCAAAGAACCCUUGAGGAACCCUCUUUUUCUUAGAGGGCAGAUGGUUGCACCACUGUGAACCAUCCCAGGCUUCAGAGUUAAACAGGUCCUGGAGCAGCAUUUGGAGGUUGUUUUCGAUCUGUGUCUACCUCCUCCUCAGGGCUUUAUAUCUAAAAUAGACAGCAUUAUAUUGUUAUCAUUUGUUAAUGUUUCAUGUGUUAGAAUUUGAUUUUGUUUAUGUAUUUUUUACUUUUCUAAACUUAAUAUUUGAACUUGAUUAUUGAAUGAUUUAAUUGAAGAAGAAAAAAUAGAAUUAAAAAACUGGUAAUGACUUUUGGAUAAAGAACAAGUAGAAUGACCUUUAUAUAUACAUUACUUUUGUCAUGUUUUCAGACCCCUUGACUUCCACAUUUUGUUACAUUCAAUCGUCAAUCUACACACACUACCCCAUAAUGACAAAGCAAAAACAUUUUGAGUCUCAUUACAAAGGGUCUGAUUACUUAUGUAAAUAAGGUAUUUGUGUUUUUUUUUAUGUUUAAUGCAUUUGCAAACAUUUCUAAAAACCUGUUUUCACUUUGUCAUUAUGGGGUAUUGUGUGUAGAUUAAUAAAGAUGUUUUAUUUAUUUAAUCAAUUUUAGAAUAAGGCUGUAACAUAAGAAAAUGUGAAAAAGUCAAGGGGUCUGAAUACUUUCCAAAUGCACUGUAUCUCCCUCUGAAGCAUGUUGAACAUAUACAGUUACAUCAUUGCACCAGCCCUCAGUUAUUGUGAUAGGUAUUAGCCUAGUUAUAGCCAUGAAGUAGGUAGGCUACAUACAUUACCAGUCAAAAGUUUGGACACACUUACUCAUUCAAAGGUUUUUCUUUAUUUGUACUAUUUUAGAAUAAUAGUGAAGACAUCAAAACUAUGAUUGUCCUGUUUUUCAACAGGACAAUGACCCAACACACCUCCAGGCUGUGUAAGGGCUAUUUGACCAUUGAUGGAAACCUGGCCUCCACAAUCACCUCACCUCAACCCAAUUGAGAUGGUUUGGGAUGAGUUGGACCACAGAGUGAAGGAAAAGCAGCCAACAAGUGCUCAGCAUAUGUGGGAACUCCUUCCAGAUGAAACUGGUUGAGAGAAUGCCAAGCGUGUGCAAAGCUGUCAUCAAGGCAAAGGGUAGCUACUUUGAAGAAUCUCAAAUAUAAAAUAUAUUUAGAUUUUUUUUAACACUUUCUUGGUUACUACAUGAUUCCAUGUGUUAUUACAUAAUUUUGAUGUUUUUCCUAUUAUUCUACAAUAAUAGUGAAGAUGAAUGAAUAGGUGUGUGCAAACUUUUGACUGGUACUGUAUGAUCAAAAGUUUGGGUAGACUAUGUAUGGCUCUCAAGUGUGAAGGAACUUUUUCAGUCUCUUUUGUGGGUUACUAUAAUAUAGGUCCUCCUUUUCCCUCCUACUUCAUUUUGGAGCCAGACGGAAGGAAUUAAUUCCUGUGUAUUUAUAUAUGUACAUGUUCAGGGAUGUAAAUAUUCUAAUAUCUAGCUCUUAGGGGUUUGAGUGGAAGGAUUAUUUUGUGUUGCAGCAGUCAUCUGCUGACCAGAAUAUCAGCCGUGCUGAGUGAGAGGGUAAGAAAACAGACAUGGAAGAGAUCAAACAUAUAAAUGUAUUUUGUUUCUGUAUGUGCGUAUCGUACUGUACAUUUAUUGCCAUGUAUAUAGAGAUAGUAUUGUACAUGAUUUCUAUUGUGUUGUUAUAUUGUGUUUCUUAUUAGAACAUGACAAAAUCUGGAAUAAUAAUUAAAAAAGACUGUGCACAUG
Salvelinus fontinalis (brook trout) is the source of this 11423-nucleotide messenger RNA. RefSeq names its product G-protein coupled receptor 22-like. The transcript is spliced from 2 exons. Gene Ontology annotation, biological process: G protein-coupled receptor signaling pathway. NCBI's taxonomy places the organism in Eukaryota, Metazoa, Chordata, Actinopteri, Salmoniformes, Salmonidae. Gene Ontology annotation, molecular function: peptide binding; G protein-coupled receptor activity. The coding region runs from base 729 to 2435 and encodes 568 amino acids. The record is from RefSeq and is a predicted model, not a curated record. Gene Ontology annotation, cellular component: membrane.